Molecule: messenger RNA, 6016 nt
Organism: Phacochoerus africanus (Common warthog)
Lineage: Eukaryota; Metazoa; Chordata; Mammalia; Artiodactyla; Suidae
Gene: MTURN
Product: maturin, neural progenitor differentiation regulator homolog
Exons: 3
Coding region: 232-627 (131 amino acids)
Biological process (GO): regulation of signaling; positive regulation of megakaryocyte differentiation
Cellular component (GO): cytoplasm
Source: RefSeq, a predicted model, not a curated record
GUCGCCGCCCACCCAGUUACACACAGCAUGUAAACAGUCCCCGCCGGGAGGAGCCCCGGGACCGGAGGGAACCCGCGCCGCCCGUCCCCGCCGCCUGCCCCAGAGCCCGAGGAGCCGCGCGCUGCCCGCCCGGGAGGAGGGCGCCCGAGAAGAGGAGGGCGGGCGGCGGAGGGAGCGGGAGGCGGGUGGCGCGCGAGGAGGCUGAGGGAGCGGCGGGCGCGGCGGGCCAGGAUGGAUUUCCAGCAGCUGGCUGACGUUGCGGAGAAAUGGUGCUCCAACACGCCCUUCGAGCUCAUCGCCACCGAAGAGACCGAGCGCAGGAUGGAUUUCUACGCCGACCCCGGCGUCUCCUUCUACGUGCUGUGUCCGGAUAACGGCUGCGGGGACAAUUUUCACGUGUGGAGUGAGAGCGAGGACUGCCUGCCUUUUUUGCAGCUAGCACAGGAUUACAUCUCCUCCUGCGGCAAGAAGACGCUCCAUGAAGUCUUGGAAAAAGUCUUCAAGUCUUUCAGACCUUUACUGGGGCUUCCAGAUGCAGAUGACGACGCGUUUGAAGAGUACAGUGCAGAUGUGGAAGAGGAGGAGCCAGAGGCCGACCACCCCCAGAUGGGGGUCAGUCAGCAGUAGACUUCCAAGGGCUCCCACCUGAGAAGGAGCGUGAGCCCCGUGGUACCCGAGGGGGGUUUCCAAGCUCCUGGGUUAGCAUUUUGCAUUAGCACUUCGAAACAGGACGGCUGACUCCCAGCAUCCAAAUUAAAAAUGAAAUACCUUUUUAAUGACCACAAAAUAUCUGGGAUGAGCUUUGCUCAGAAGUGACCUGAAUUUUACUCCCGUUUCGGUGGGUCUCUGUGGAGUUGUCUUGUUAGCCUUUGCCGUUUUGAAUUUGGAGUCCGUCUUGUGGCUGACUGUUCUCUCUUGGGUUUAUGUUGGAGAGCUAACAUUUGCUGACUCGACUGUCGAGAACUCUGAAUGUAUUAAGGAUGUGUUUUGAGUCAUCGCAGGUGACAUUAUUGAGGGAAAGCAUGGCAGAGAAGAAAUGCAGUCUGCACUUUUUAUGUACCUUUUAAGUGUAUGUAAGUGGAAGGUUUGCUUAUAAAGCAUGAGUUUUAAUACCUAGUCAUUAAACUGCACAAGUACAAAUACAAGGGCAGAAAAAAAAGAAUUACUUAGUUUUGGAUUAAGAGGGUAAGAGAGGCAAAGGAGCCUUCGUUUAAGUGUUCUGCCAUUACUAAGGUACCUGGAUAUAUAGCAGCUGGUUCAUGGUUAGGUAUAAACAUGACUUGCAUGUUCGAUUAUUUUAAAACAUGCUGAUUCCAAAGCCACUUUUAAAGGCUAAUAGUGGAGAAUAUAAAUGGGGUGACGUAAAUCAUUGACUUUAAAAUGUUUCUAAGCCACCCCACCUAUGAAAUGAAACAUUGACCUUCUCUCUUUAUAACAAGAUGGCAACUUGUUAAAUCAUGAAAACAUCCCAAAUCCAAGUGCCACUUAAACUUUGAAGCCAUAGAUAAAUUUAAAGGGGAAAAUAAACCAGGAUUUAAAAAAUGUUUUUUAGAUAUGAUGGAAUCCUUCUUUACUUUCUUAAUCUAUCUUUUAUUCCUUAAAAAAAAAAGUCAAGAAAAUGAUCCCACUGUGUAAUUUAUUAAACAAUUGUAAUCAAGUGCUUUAAGGAACCUAAUUGCAGUGAAGUUUUAAAGUGGUGUGAAGGUAGGGGGUCUUUGAAUCCUGGGUUAACUUGGUUCAGAAGGGACGUUUUAAUGAUCAAUAUCCUCCGACAACUAACUGGAAACACUGCUGGCAUCAUUUAGCAGCAGAGACGUGGCGGGGGGUGGGGGUGGGGAUUCUUUGUAACGCUAACGUGGAAUUAUUUAAAACAUUCAUUUUUCUUAGAUCCUUCUAUAUCUCUGGUUCAAAUAACAUAGGAUGCAGAUUGCCUCUUUUACAACACUCGACUCAACAUAACAUCUGGGAUGGACCUGUUUUUAACAUGCAUUCACGUGCCUGCGGGGGCGUCAAAGUUUUGGAUGGAAAAAAAAAAAAAAAAAAAAAGCAGCAGCAGCAGCAGAGGCCACGGAGCUGAUGGGAGCCUUGUAUAUCUUCCAGGCAUGUCGAUGUCAACCUGAUUAUCUCAACAUUUUCUGUUUAAUUGAUUGGUGCUGUGAGGCACACAGCUGCUCGUGGUAAAACGGGGUCCUGCAGUGUUCAGUCAUUGGGUAAAAUAAUAUAGUGGUUUCCAUCUGUGCUUCAGUACCACGUUUGUUUUUCUUCUUGGAAAAACCUAUUAAAGGUUAACUUCAAGUGAAAUGAAUUUCCUUCUGAGUAGCCUGUUAACAAAACAAACCUUGGGGGUUUAUCCAGUGGGGCAGGCGGCUUGUGCUGCCCGGUCCCUCGCUGGUGUUCUGAUUGGCUGCGUACCUGAGCACAGGUGACUGGAAGCUACACCUCCAGGAGGCAGGGCCCUGGUCUCUAAGCGCGCCCAAAACAGGACUUCUGCCACCGACCUCCAGAAGCUUGACUAGCUUGCUCCAUUCAAAGGUAAACUGGAGUUUUGUACGCAAAGGCUUAAAAUCUGAAUUUACGUAUGUUUGGAAGUAGGGUGGACAUGAGCAUAAAAUUUAUUUGAUCAAAAAGGUGUUUAAGUUUUGAUCAAAUGCAUUGCUGUAGUACUAUGUUAAUGUGCUCGGUUUAUAAAAAUUGAGCUGAGAUGGACUCAGCCCUUCAGGGAGCCAGGGAGAAAUCCGGUUUUUGUUCUGCCCCAGGGCGAGGGGAGAACAUCGCUGUGUGUUACUUAUUUUCGCCGCAAAACCCCAAAAGGCGCUUGCAAAUCGGAUUGUUUCCUCUGAAGCUUCGUUUCCAAUGUGCACCUCCCCGCCAGGGCUGGCACCUCCCCGCCAGUGCCGGCUGCUGACACACGUGCACACGUGCACGCUAACGGCCCUCGCAGCGCGGAUUUUCUCUUGGGGUCUCGCGUGGCUUCAGAGCAGAGCUUCCCCUGGCCGGUCAGGGGUGCAGGCAGCCUGUGGUUCUUGUUAUCGAAAUGGUUCCCUGGCUAGACAGGUACCAGACUCACGAACACGUAAACACACCUACCGAGAGGCAGUGUGGUGCCCCGGGGGGGAGUGUAGACCCAGGCCUGGGAGAGAGACCUGGGUUUAGUCCUGACCCUGCCAGGGACCGCGUGCCCUUGGGCAAGUCACUUCACUAGCGAGAAGCGGGGUUGUUUGCUCUUCCUGCUUUAACCACUGUCCUUCCUUAACCGCCUUACCGUGUGUGUGUGUGUGUGUGCGCGCGCGCGCGCGUGCAUGUGUGUGCGCGUGUGUGUAGAGCAACAAUCAAGGACACUUUUCGGGCAGUGCAAAGGAAGUACAUGUUGAAUCUUACUGUCCUUAGGAUCCUGGCCCAGGAUGACCUUAGAACAUGUUUGUGCUGGUCUGUGAGUGUCUGAAGCCUCCAGGAGUGAUACUGAGGGGCUGGGGAGAUUCGUUCCUUGGGCGAGGGGGCAAAGGAGGGCCCCAGAGAUGUGGGAGGCAAGCAUGUCCCAGUUGCGCACCCUCCGCUCAGAAGGCCUGGAAUCUCUUUGUGUCCUGACCGUCUGGGGCUUUGGAGGUAGAAUAAGCUUGACUGGGAGGAGGAAAUGGGCAUGAAGAAUGGCUGGAAGAGAGUGGAAGAGGAGAGCUUUUUGGCCGUGUCAUCCAGCAGAGACAAAGAGAGUAGUAGAGAAAGUGUGUGUGUGUGUGUGUGUGGAUAGGGGAUCGAAUGCUUGUUGAUCCUGGUAGGUUAGCUGUGAAGUCAUGCCUAUGAUAACAUUCCAGAACCUUGAUCCCAGGUUUGAGUGCCUCACAGAGACAAUUUUUUUUCCCCCCGGCUCCUUUCGGUUACUGUUCGCUGCCUGGUGAUCAUACUGAGCAGACUCUGGGGAGUCAGAGAGCAAAUUCUGUUGGGAGGUGAGAUGCCCACACCAUGCCUGCCACUGCCCCGGGCACUGCAGGGUCCACUCAAACCUCUGGGCUCCCAGCCGCUCCCAGUGCUCUUCCCCGUGCCUCGCACAGGAAUCGUCUCCUGUUUAGAGAUUCUCCUUGGGUCCUGUGCCAGACUGAGGCCUUCAGUGUUCUUAAGUGUCUCACCUGUCGUGGUCACUGUCAGUUUCCACACAGGAGCAGAGACCCUUCCCCAGUACAAGUUCACCUCUAAACAUUGCUUCUGUUUCCUGAGAGCACAAAGCAUGUGGAUCUAGGGGAGCUGUGAUACUAGAGCAUCAUGGGCCCUUAUAUGUUAGGAAUCUGCCUUGCAUAUUAAAAGAUCAAAUUGGGGAGUUCCCGCUGUGGCAGUGGGUUAAGAACCUGGCAUUGUCUCUGAGGCGGCAUGGGUUUGAUCCCCAGCCCGGGAGUUUCCAUAUGCUGAAAAAUAGGUGUGGCCAAAAAAUAAAAAUAAAAUAAAAACACUUUGGGAAGCUGUGGUAUGAUGACCAGAUCUGAUUUUCCGGGUUUGAGAGACAUAGGGGAGUAGGCAGAACUUAACCUGGGGCAGGAGGAGAUGAGGCAGAUAGAAUGGGGAGAGUUUAGGGUCUGACUAUUUAAUAAUCAAUAAGCCAAGAGGCAGUUAUCCUGUCAAGUACAAGAGAACCGGUUUCCUGGCUGUCUUACUAGGAGCCAGCUUUCCUCAAAGAGACUACCUGCCUGUUGAGGGGCAAGGCCUGGGUUGGGGGUGGCUUUGUGGCUUUAAAAAUGCCUCCCAGCCCAGGAGACAACAGGUGCCCUGCAAAUCUGGGAGUUCUAGUCCUCACCGAACCAGCUGCCAACCAGAGCAGUCCGUGUUUCCAAAGUGCCCACAGAUCUGACUGGGGCUCCAACCACCUGGCAGGCAGAAUCCGACUCAAACUUGACCUUGGUGUCAGCAAAGCGGGCCUAAGGGCAGAGCCCACCUGCUCCACCGCACUUCCAGGUUGUAGCACGAGCACAAUUAAAACUCAAGCAGAUCCCAGAUCCCUCUUCCCUUUAGUGAUAUUAACUCCAAAGAGAUGCCACUGCCUGACUGCUUAGUCUUCAGAUUACCAGAGAAGCCUCAAUUUUUUAAAAAAUUCAAAACAAAUCCUCUCCCAUAAAGGCACAGUCCAUUAGCUGGGUUUGGUGAUAGCAGGUGUGACCCGAAAGGCUGAAGUCGUUUAGAUUUUGUACAGAAAGUUUCUCAAACUUGCCACCAUGCCAGUAGCCACUGGUAUCCGUGGCAACGUGAUGUCCACGUUGAGCAAAUUGUUGAAAAUCAUGUGUGGUCUUUGAUAUUUUUAUUUCCAUUUGGAUGACAAAAACAGAGGAACUCUGAGCGUUUCACGUUGUUAGAAAGUCCCUUUAAAGCACGGUAGGGCUGAACAGGCACAAGUAGUUAAAAGCCGGCACCAGGCCACACAAAAAUAAACAUUUAAUUUGCUGAGAAGUGUAUAUUCAAGUUAUUCAGUACCCCAGAGAAAGCUGACAGUCUGUCCUUUGUAAAACUGCCAUUGCCUGUUUUUUUCCUUUGGUUUUGUUUUUGUUCAGAUUGGUUUUUUUUUUUUUUUUUUGACUCUAAGUACUUUCUGAUAGCUAAGCAGAUAAGAUACAGAGCAGACCUCUAUACCAAUGUCAGCUUUUUAGAGGAGAAAGUAAAUUGUCAGUUCUCGGGAAAACUUGCAGCUCUCUAGGUACCUGUCUUAAUUUGUGUAAGAGAGCAGCGUUUGCCUGUCCACAUAGAAGCGAAAGCAAGGAACAGUUUGGGGGUUUUGGUUUUUAGGCAAGAAACGUUUCAGGCAGGGUGUGUAUGCUUUCUUUGCCUUUAUUUUUCCUUUCAAAGAAAUCUCUUGUAAGUGACAAAACUGUGAAAUGGGUUUGCCAAAAAUUGUUGACCUUCGUUAGAUGCUUCGAGCCGUGUAAACCCCACAUGGAACCCUGUCCACACCUGCUCCUCGCCCUCUCCCCUGAGAGCAAGGAGCUCAUCCAACGAUGUAAUUACCAUUCGCUUGCUAUUAAAGAGCCUUCCGAACUCCGAA